Messenger RNA from Effrenium voratum, 564 nucleotides. The record is from the annotation of a GenBank genome assembly. NCBI's taxonomy places the organism in Eukaryota, Dinophyceae, Suessiales, Symbiodiniaceae.
AUGCUGUGUGUUCUUGUGUCUAUGAUUACCGCCAGUGUCGUUUUGGCAGACACUACUCCCCAGGAGAGCAAAGGCGCCUGUGCCUUGCAGACGAAGAUGAAGAAGGAAGAAUCAGCAAAGGUCAUGUGCAGCGCGCAUGAGGUCAUGUGCCCUGAUCCCACGACCGGGACCAACAGCUGCCACCCGAUGAGCACGGGCUGCCCAGUCACAUGUGCAGCAGGUGAACAGAUGUGCCAUGUUCCAGCGACGUGCGAUACUUGCAGUGGCUACAGCUACUGCUCGUCCUACAGUUGUCCCGUCUAUUGCAGCAGUGACCAAGUGAUGUGCCACGACUCCACAACAAUGACAGACAGCUGCCACCCAAAGAGCGCAGGCUGCCCAGUCACAUGUCCGGCAGGGGAUCAUGUGUGCCAUAGCCCGCCUCCAUGCGAGAAUUGUGAUGGCUACAACUGGUGCGCUUCAUACCCUUGCCCGGUAUACUGUGCAGCCGACGAAAUAGUGUGCCAUGACCCCAUGACCAUGACGGACACCUGCCACCCAAUGAGCAGUGGCUGUCCAGUGUGA